CGGUGACCAACAACGCGGACGUUCCUUCUCCCUGAACCUCACUGUCCUCAUUUCUCUAUCCCGGACUCUCACGUUUACGACCAGGAAGUUUCAGCAGUCUGAUUCGAUAUACGUCGAAACGAUUGCCAUCUUCUCCAGGUUAUCAACCAAGAAUUAGGCAAAGGGCGAAAGCUCUACAGCUAACCAGUACAGCUUUGCCGAUUCUAAGCUGCCAGCGUUACGCAUACGAUAAUCUCUUACCUCUUUUUUUUCAACACCAUCGCCCUCAGCAAAAUAACACGCAAAAAGCUUCCACACUCGCUUCACGCUCUUUGUUCGAUCUUGCAUUUGAUAAUACUCAACGAAAUCGGAUCCAAUCACUUUCUGGAGCUGUAGAAGUCACUAUAACGACUUAUGCCAACAACAACUCCAACAAUGGAAAAGUACGCCAAAGCGAUUGAACAAAUAACAGAAAAGGGCCCUCUGCCCGAGAUAGACUUCACCCAGCACACCCUCGAGGAUGGGUCGACGAUCCACACGCAGGAGAGGGUGAUCAAGGAUGUCCAAGCACCAGCGAUGUUUAUCCCAACGUCAGAACAGUUUUUCGCUAAUCAUGGACAAGAUACGACGAAGCCUGAUAUCGGAUUUUUGAAAAACCAUUUUUAUCGGGAGGGUCGGCUGAGUGAGGAGCAGGCAUUGUGGAUCUUAGAGAAGGGGACUAAUAUGUUGAAGAGGGAGUCUAAUGUGCUGAAUGUGGAUGCUCCUAUCACCGUUUGUGGUGAUAUACACGGACAAUAUUACGAUCUCAUGAAAUUAUUCGAAGUGGGAGGAAGCCCUGCCGACACGAGAUAUCUCUUUUUGGGUGACUAUGUUGAUAGAGGCUAUUUCAGUAUCGAAUGUGUUUUAUACCUCUGGUCCCUGAAGAUCUGGUAUCCGGAUACUCUCUUUCUCCUUCGUGGAAAUCAUGAAUGCCGACACUUGACGGAUUAUUUCACAUUCAAGCUCGAAUGCAAACACAAAUACUCUGAACGCAUAUACGAUGCGUGCAUGGAUUCGUUCUGCGCACUUCCACUUGCCGCGAUUAUGAACAAGCAGUUCCUCUGUAUACACGGUGGACUUUCCCCGGAGUUGAAUACUCUGGAUGAUAUCAGAGCGCUCGACCGAUUCCGUGAGCCACCCACUCACGGAUUGAUGUGUGAUAUCCUAUGGGCAGAUCCUGUCGAAGAUUUUGGCAGCGAGAAGACAACGGAUAGCUUCUUGCAUAAUCACGUCAGAGGUUGCUCGUACUUCUUUACUUAUCAAGCAGCAUGUCAGUUCCUCGAAAGGAACAACUUGUUGUCUAUCAUCCGAGCGCACGAGGCUCAGGACGCUGGGUACCGUAUGUACCGAAAAACCAAAUCGACCGGGUUUCCGUCUGUCAUGACGAUCUUUUCGGCACCCAACUAUCUCGACGUUUAUAGCAAUAAAGCAGCCGUACUCAAAUACGAAAGCAAUGUGAUGAACAUUCGGCAGUUUAACUGCACGCCUCAUCCAUAUUGGUUGCCGAACUUCAUGGACGUUUUCACGUGGUCUUUACCAUUUGUUGGAGAGAAGAUCACCGAUAUGCUUGUCGCAGUGCUUAACACAUGCACGAAAGAAGAGCUUGAAGAGGAAUCGGACGAUGAUUUAUUCGCUCCUCCAACUCCUGUUGCACCUUCUGUACCAACCGAAGAAGAAGGACUUGAGAGGAGGAAGGUUAUAAAGAACAAGAUUCUGGCUGUCGGAAGGGUUGCCAGGGUUUUCGCUCUCCUUCGAGAAGAUGCGGAGAAGGUUUCAGAGCUCAAGACAGUUUCUGGAAUGACCAAGUUGCCAUAUGGUACUUUGGCAUCGGGUAGUGAGGGUAUUAAGGAAGCUAUCAAGGGCUUUGAUGACGCUCGUAAAUCCGACAUCGAGAACGAGCGUCUUCCUCCCGAUCUCUACGACGCGGAUUCUGAAGAAGGUAGAGCGAUUCUUGCUACCGGUUCAUUACCAACCACACCCAAAGAACCUGAUCACGUAGCGGAACCCUCUAUUCCUGUCACCGCCAAUGGUGUCACGGAAGGUAUCAACGCUGCGAUAUCCAGAGGAUCGAUUCCAUCUGACAACGUUUUACCAUCUACCAUCAAUACCAAUAUUCCUCUAGGCUCUCCUGCUGCGCCUUCACCUACGAGCCCUGUCACACCAUCUUCACCAUCGAUGUCACCACCUGUGACACCGUUCAGGAGAGGUCAUUCUCGACAGGCUAGCUUGGGUACGACGAUGACAAGUCCAAGUACGAGAAGGAGAAGCUUGGAGAGUACGAUGAGCUUAAUUCAGGGUGUGUUGGAUGGCAAAGACGAUAAAUCGAGGCAGCAAGGGAGAAUUGAUGAGAAGGAUGAGACUCCCAGAAGGAAUGAUGCGGCCGUUGAAGGGUUGGCAGAACAACUUGCUGGGAGCUCGGUGGAUCAGGGCAGAAAGUGACAUGGGUUCUUAGGCGUUGGAUGGCAUUCAGUCUCCGUUCAUUUUUCUCUCCCUCAUUUCUAUACAUGAAAUGCACAUCUUUUUCUCUUAGUCUUUCUUUCAAAAGUACCUGGAGGCUAAUGUGAUAUCUAUACUGUACUGUCUUUACCCCAGGUCCUUCAGAUCCUUGGUGAACUCCAAAAAUGGAUUCUUUCUUUUAUUCCUC
Molecule: messenger RNA, 2662 nt
Organism: Marasmius oreades (fairy-ring Marasmius)
Lineage: Eukaryota; Fungi; Basidiomycota; Agaricomycetes; Agaricales; Marasmiaceae
Gene: CNA1
Product: 3',5'-cyclic-nucleotide phosphodiesterase (PDEase) (3':5'-CNP)
Exons: 12
Coding region: 394-2457 (687 amino acids)
Biological process (GO): fungal-type cell wall organization; calcineurin-mediated signaling
Cellular component (GO): cytoplasm; calcineurin complex
Molecular function (GO): calmodulin binding; calmodulin-dependent protein phosphatase activity
Source: RefSeq, a predicted model, not a curated record